AUGGCGUCUACGGGCAAUAACAUGCACAACCUGACUACCCUGAUCAAGAGGGGCGCUCGAGAAUGGAGCGCCAAAUCCACAGCGCCCGGUGCUUCGACAGCGGUUGCAGCCGCCGUCCCUGAGCCUGCCGCAGCACCAACUCCACCCGCAGAGCCAUUGCCCAGAUCGAUCGAGGAGUUCGACGAGCUGAUUCAGAGUGAUGUGGCAGCCUUCGUAACGGCUAGCAGCAAGAUCGGAGGCUUGGUGGAAGAGCAGGCAAAAGCUGUACAGUCGGCCUUUGAGGCAGAACGAACAUAUCUAUUCGUCACGACAAAAGCAAAGCAACCGACUAAUCAGCCGCCCGAACUGAUGACAGAGCUACAUCGGUGGACCUCAACCGUCGACGAACUUCGAGAAGCCAAUCGCCCAUCUCCUCUGUUCAAACAUCUUUCCGCAGUUUCGGAGGGCAUCGUAGCCCUCGGAUGGAUCGUUGAGAAGCGCCCUGCUGAUUUUGUGGGCGAUACCCUUGGUGGAGCCCAGUACUAUGGCAAUCAGGUACUGAAGGAAUAUAAAGAGAAGGACAAAUCACACGUGGAGUAUAUCCAAGCAUACUACAAGAUCUUCCGGUCCCUUGUAGCUUAUGUGAAGCAAAAUUUCCAAACGGGGUUGUCGUGGAACCAGAAAGACGGCAUUGACUGCUUAGAGGCGCUCAAGCAGGUACAAUCCGGCUCAGCCACGCCCAAGGCAUCGGCGGCUGGCGGGCCUCCUCCCCCGCCGCCACCUCCUCUGCCAAAUUUCGACGACAACGGCAUUCCUGCGCCACCUCCACCACCACCAGGGGCGCCAGCGUCCUCUGGCUCGGGUGGUGACAUGGGCGCAGUAUUCGACCAGAUCAAUAGCGGCUCGUCAGUAACCUCGAGGCUGAAGAAGGUCGACAAAUCCGAGAUGACACACAAAAAUCCAUCACUCAGAGCGACGAAUGCAGUCCCAGAGCGAACAUCCUCACAAUCAUCGUCCACAUCACGCGGGAAGAGCCCGAUGCCAGCCAAGAAACCUGACUCAUUACGAACGAAAAGGCCUGGGAAGAAAGAGCUCGAAGGGAACAAAUGGAUCAUCGAAAACUUCGACAACACCGGCAACGAGAUGAUAGAGGUCAAAGCAGAGCUCAAUCACAGCAUCCUUAUCAGCCGGUGUACUAAGGCUGUGAUCAAGGUGGACGGAAAGGCCAACGCCAUCUCGAUCGACAAUUGCGCCAACCUGUCGAUCCUCAUCGAUUCUCUCGUCUCCUCACUCGAUGUCAUAAAAUCACCAAAGUUCGCGGUCCAGGUCAAUGGAGUCUUGCCCACGAUUCUGCUGGACCAGCUUGGCACGGAGAUCUUCAGCAGCAAAUGCAGCAACAUCAAUGUUGUCGUGCCACCAAGCGACGAAGAGGGCGGAGAUGAAGGCGACAGCAAAGAGUUCGCUGUCCCCGAACAGAUCCGAACAAUUGUCAAGAAGGGCGGUAAGGGACUGGAAAGCGAGAUCGUCGAGCACGCUGGCUAG
Cyphellophora attinorum is the source of this 1521-nucleotide messenger RNA. RefSeq names its product Adenylyl cyclase-associated protein. The transcript is spliced from 5 exons. Gene Ontology annotation, biological process: cytoskeleton organization; regulation of adenylate cyclase activity. Gene Ontology annotation, cellular component: cytoplasm. Gene Ontology annotation, molecular function: adenylate cyclase binding; actin binding. The record is from RefSeq and is a predicted model, not a curated record. Bases 1 to 1521 code for a protein of 506 amino acids. Lineage: Eukaryota; Fungi; Ascomycota; Eurotiomycetes; Chaetothyriales; Cyphellophoraceae.